Molecule: messenger RNA, 1410 nt
Organism: Rhizophagus irregularis DAOM 181602=DAOM 197198
Lineage: Eukaryota; Fungi; Glomeromycota; Glomeromycetes; Glomerales; Glomeraceae
Cellular component (GO): cytoplasm
Source: RefSeq, a predicted model, not a curated record
AUGACUUCAAUUUUUUAUUCCAAUCUUUCAAAGGACUUUUCCUCAAUAUUAGAUAAUGCAGAUGAUUAUAAUGUUCUUAUUAAAGUUGGUGAAAACCAAAAUAUAAAAGAAUUUCGUGCACAUUCAGUUAUUUUACGUGCUCGUUCUUCUUAUUUCAAAGGAGCUCUUUCUUCUAAUUGGAUUACGAAGCAAAAUAAUAUGAUUAUGUUUAAUAAACCAAAUGUUACUCCAACUGUAUUUGAAAUGAUUUUGAAAUAUAUUUAUUCUGGUGAGCUCGAUUUGACUAAUCAAACAAGCGAAGACAUUCUCGGAUUGUUAAUUGCAUCUGAUGAAUUACUUCUUGAAGAAUUAUUUACGUAUGUUCAAAAUUAUUUAAUUAAGAAUCAAUUUAGUUGGGUUCGUCAAAAUUUUGUUCUCGUUCUUCAUACAGUUUUUAGACUUGUCAGUUGUAAGAAAUUACAAGAUUAUUGUUUUGAAUCUAUCUGUGAAGAUCCUUUGCCAUUUAUUACUUCAAAAUCUUUUCUUUCAUUAGAUAAAGACAUUCUUUUUAAUUUGCUUGAAAGUGAUAACUUACAAAUUGAAGAAGUUACAGUUUGGGAUUAUUUAAUUAAAUGGGGUAUUGAACAAACUUCUGCUGGUUUAGGAAGUAGUAGUAAUAGUGAUAUAACAAAUUGGGAUAAUGAUAAUUAUGAUUCAUUGAAACAAAUUUUAAAUCAAUUUAUUCCUCUUAUUCGAUUUGUGGGAAUUUCUCAUAAAGACUUAUUUAAUAAAGUCUAUCCAUAUAAGGUUAUUAUCCCUAGUCAUAUUUUUAAAGAAAUUGAAGAAUUUUAUUAUGAUGGUAUUUCACCAUCUUUACCACUUAGAAUAAGACAAAUUGAAUCAAAUAUUAUUAACUUAGAGCUUAUAAAUCCAAUUAUAGUUAAUUGGAUUGAUAAAAAAAAUCCUAAAAUUCCUCGUACUGGUAAUGAUCCAUUAUAUAAAUUUAAACUUAUUUAUCGUGGUAGUAGGAAUGGAAUUAAUAGUGAAUCAUUUAAAAAUAAAUGUAAUGGUAAAUUAGCAAGUUUAGUUUUAAUUAAAAUUAAAGGAUCAAAUAAAAUUUUUGGUGGUUAUAGUUCUAUAGGUUUUAAUUCAUUAGGAGGUAUUAAAAGUGAAUUAUUAUAUUAUAAUUCAUCAAAUAACUUUAUUUUUUCUUUUGAAAAUAAUAAAGAUAUUAAAAAUAUGAAAUUAGGUCGUGUAAAAAAUUAUUCUAAAGCUAUAAUAGAUUAUAAUGAUCAUGGUUUUAAUUUUGGUUGGGCUAUGUGUAUGGUUAAUCAAAAUUUAUGUCUUAAUGAUUAUGGUUAUUAUGAAAAGAUUUUACCUACAGAUGAAAUUUUUAAUAUUGAAGAAAUUGAAACUUUUAUUGUAACUUAA